CCCAAAGCUCACAUCAUAAAGCAUAGUUUUCCUGGUCAUAAGUUUCAAGUUCAGGUUCAGGAUCUUGUCUUCAGUUUACCAAAUCUUUAUUCUUCUUCUUUUGAGUACUACUGCAAGUGCAGAAUUCAUAAAAGUUUCCCCUUUCUGUAGUUGACAAGUGCUUGAUCAGGUUGAGUCCAAAAUCUAUCCUUUCUCCAAGCUAAUGUGGAAGCUGAAGGUUGCAGAGGGUGUGGAUGGGCGGUACUUGUACAGCACAAACAACUACGCGGGGAGACAAACCUGGGAAUUCGACCCUGACAGUGGCACCCCUGAAGAGCGAGCCCAGGUUGAAGAGGCUCGCCAAAAUUUCUACCAAAACCGCCACCAUGUCAAGCCUAGUGCUGACCUCCUUUGGCGUAUGCAGUUUCUGAAGGAAAAGAAUUUCAAACAAAGCAUACCAGCAGUGAAAAUUGAAGAUGGUGAGCAAAUCACGUAUGAGAAGGCCACAACAACACUGAGGAGGGCUGUGCAUUUCUUCUCUGCUUUGCAAGCCAGCGACGGUCAUUGGCCCGCUGAAAAUGCUGGUCCAUUGUUUUUCCUUCCACCCUUGGUUUUCAGUAUGUAUAUUACUGGACACCUUAACACCGUAUUCCCUGAAGAGCAUCGUAGAGAAAUCCUUCGUUAUAUAUACUAUCAUCAGAAUGAAGAUGGUGGAUGGGGAUUACAUAUAGAGGGUCACAGCACCAUGUUUUGUACAGCUCUUAGCUACAUUUGCAUGCGUAUUCUCGGGGAAGGACCCGAUGGCGGACUGGACAAUGCUUGUGCGAGAGCCCGCAAGUGGAUUCUUGACCAUGGCAGUGUCACUCAUAUGCCCUCUUGGGGGAAGACUUGGCUUUCGAUACUUGGUGUUUUUGACUGGUCCGGUUGUAACCCAAUGCCCCCAGAGUUCUGGCUGCUUCCUUCUUUCCUUCCUAUGCAUCCAGCUAAAAUGUGGUGCUACUGUCGUAUGGUGUACAUGCCUAUGUCAUACCUAUAUGGCAAAAGGUUCGUCGGCCAGAUCACACCUCUCAUCGAACAACUCAGAGAAGAACUCUACCUUCAACCUUACAAUGAAAUUAACUGGAAGAAAAUACGCCAUCUAUGUGCACCUGAGGAUAUAUACUAUCCACAUCCUUUGAUUCAGGAUCUGAUGUGGGACAGUCUAUAUAUAUGUACCGAACCGCUGCUUACUCGUUGGCCUUUUAACAAGUUGAUCAGAGAAAGGGCUCUCCAAGUAACAAUGAAACACAUCCAUUAUGAAGAUGAAAAUAGUAGAUACAUCACCAUUGGUUGUGUGGAGAAGGUGUUAUGCAUGCUUGCUUGUUGGGCUGAAGAGCCAAAUAGUGAUUACUUUAAGAAACACCUUGCUCGAAUCCCGGAUUAUCUUUGGGUUGCUGAAGAUGGGAUGAAGAUGCAGAGUUUUGGAAGCCAACAGUGGGAUACCGGUUUCGCCAUUCAAGCUUUGCUUGCUAGUAACCUCACCGAUGAAAUCGGACCCGUACUCAAGAGAGGACAUGACUUCAUCAAGAAAUCUCAGGUCAAGGACAACCCUUCCGGUGACUUUAAGCAAAUGUUCCGUCAUAUUUCAAAGGGAUCUUGGACUUUCUCUGAUCAAGAUCAUGGAUGGCAAGUUUCUGAUUGCACUGCAGAAGGCUUGAAGUGUUGCCUACUCAUGUCCAUGUUGCCACCAGAAAUUGUUGGUGAGAAAAUGGAACCUCAGCAAUUAUAUGAUGCAGUCAAUGUUAUACUCUCUCUGCAGAGUCAAAAUGGAGGAUUAGCUGCCUGGGAGCCUGCAGGAGCUCAAGAGUGGCUGGAAAUGCUUAAUCCCACCGAAUUUUUUGCCGACAUAGUCAUCGAGCAUGAAUACAUUGAGUGUACUGCAUCUUCAAUCCAUGCUUUAGUUAUGUUUAAGAAGUUGUACCCUGGGCACAGGAAGAAAGAAAUCGAGAAUUUCAUCACGAAUGCCGUACACUACCUCGAAGAUAUACAAAUGCCUGAUGGUUCAUGGUAUGGAAACUGGGGAGUUUGCUUCACAUAUGGUACAUGGUUUGCACUCGGAGGCCUUGCAGCUGCAGGCAAGACAUACAUCAACUGUGAAGCUAUGCGGAGAGGUGUUGAGUUCCUACUUACAACACAAAGAGAGAAUGGUGGGUGGGGAGAGAGCUACAAAUCAUGUCCUGAAAAAAUAUAUGUACCUCUUGAAGAUGGCAGAUCAAACUUGGUGCAUACUGCAUGGGCUAUGAUGGGCUUGAUUCAUGCUGGACAGGCGGAAAGAGACCCAAGGCCUCUGCACCGUGCUGCAAAACUAAUAAUCAAUUCUCAGUUGGAAGAUGGCGACUUUCCCCAACAGGAAAUUACUGGAGUGUUCAUGAAAAACUGCAUGUUACACUAUGCAGCCUAUAGGAACAUUUACCCACUGUGGGCACUUGCAGAGUACCGGAAACGUGUUCCAUUGCCAUAAUCCUCUGUCCAAACAUGUUGGAACUUGACUCAUCGAACGCCAAAAGAAAUGGCGGAUUAUAUAGAUUAAUUUAUUGAUUUCUGUAUACUAUUUCUUUUUUAUUUUUCACAAAGGUGGUCAUGAAUGUACAAAAGUCAAUGAGUGGAUGUCAUCACAUAAGUGGACAAAAUAAGCUUGUAAAAUGGUAUACCCACAAAUCAUAUUUUAAGUAAAUGAAUCCGCUUUGCCCACA
Molecule: messenger RNA, 2711 nt
Organism: Gossypium raimondii (Peruvian cotton)
Lineage: Eukaryota; Viridiplantae; Streptophyta; Magnoliopsida; Malvales; Malvaceae
Product: beta-amyrin synthase
Exons: 18
Coding region: 203-2479 (758 amino acids)
Biological process (GO): triterpenoid biosynthetic process
Cellular component (GO): lipid droplet
Molecular function (GO): beta-amyrin synthase activity
Source: RefSeq, a predicted model, not a curated record